AUGGAUAACCACAUGACAUCUAAUUCGGUACAGACAUACACCUCACCACCAAUUCCCGAGACGAUGGGCUCACCACCGGAUCAGUUGUUUGUGUGCGAAUACAGAGGCUGUACGGUUGCCUAUCAAACGCAGUGGGUUUUGGAUCAGCACAAGAUUUGCAUGCAUUUCGAUCAGCACCGGGAUCUCAAUGACUGUACCGUAAUUGACCCCUAUUUGGAUGAACAGCAUAGGAAACGCCCGUUCAAUGAGGUGACGAUUAUACCCUGGUAUGAGUGCCCGCAAAGGGGCUGUCAGUACAGGUCCAGCGAUGAGAGUGCAUAUGGGUGCGCACAGCACCGACACUAUGGCAUACCAGUCCCCGUCGGUACAGGGAUUCAGGGAUGGAAUUACAGUGUCAAGACAAUGGCGGGAAGUGUCGAUGAGAAUGACGGCAACUAUAAGAGCGAUUGUCAAUUGUAUGAACCCAUGGACUCGAACCCCACGAGCGUUGUCUCAAACGUGGAUCAAGUCUUGGGAUGCGAUGUCAAUGAUGGCGAUUACGGUGAAUGCACACCGAGUUUAGCUCUAAACACACCGGCGCUGACCGACGAGUGCUACGCGACUACCGUUUCCCAAUCAGUAGUUGGACUCAUCGCAAGUGGACGCCACGCCCUACCUGUGCGACCGGGAGGGCUGUCGGACGGCAUAUAA
Molecule: messenger RNA, 690 nt
Organism: Oppiella nova
Lineage: Eukaryota; Metazoa; Arthropoda; Arachnida; Sarcoptiformes; Oppiidae
Source: the annotation of a GenBank genome assembly